Molecule: messenger RNA, 3228 nt
Organism: Cannabis sativa
Lineage: Eukaryota; Viridiplantae; Streptophyta; Magnoliopsida; Rosales; Cannabaceae
Product: squamosa promoter-binding-like protein 2
Exons: 7
Coding region: 1380-2807 (475 amino acids)
Cellular component (GO): nucleus
Molecular function (GO): DNA binding
Source: RefSeq, a predicted model, not a curated record
CGGUAUGUGUGUGUGUAAGUAUUAAUCCUGCGAAAACGGCCAAACGAGUUUGGGAAUGGGAAUGGGAAUGGAGAUGGAAAUGGGAAUGGGAAUGGGAUGAAUGGGAAUACGAUAGCAAGAAAGUGAUGGUACGUCUACACCACGCAAUAACAAUCCAAACACUCAUCACCUCUCUCCUUCUUCUUCUUCUUCUUUUUUCUCUUCAACAGUGAAAUUUAAUGCCAAUCCAAACAUAGCAUCUGCAAUUUCAACUGCAAAAAUCAAACAAAGGGUUCUCUUUGCGGUGCAUGUGAUCGGCGAGGCUUUGAUUCUCACUUACUCACUCACUCAUUACAAUCUGACUUUUCAUUUAUUGAGCUUGAUUUUCUACUUUCAUGCUUUUCUUUUUAUGGAUAUCAUAUAAAUAUAUGUAUUCAAUUGGUUGGUGGAUAUGGUAAUUUCGGAGAAGGAUGAAACAGUAGUGGCUUUUAAUGGGUUAAUUUAAUUUUUGUAUUUAUUUUCCUAAAAUGCCUAAUGAAACAUAAAAUCCAGUCUUUCUCUCUCUCUCUCUCUCUCUCUCUCUCUCUCUCUCUCUCUCUCUCUCUCUCUCUCUCUCUCUCUGAUUCUUAUGAUUAGGUGUGUGAACUGUGAAGGUUGUUAUUUUCGAUUUUCAUUAACUUAAUAAGAAGAGAUUUGUUGGUUUGUUGAAUUUUUGACCGAUUUAAGGGAUUUUUUAACAUUGGUGUAAUAGAGGCCGUGGUGGGUCUGCUUCAAAAACCGGCUUUGAUAGAUUGCCCUACUGAAAACUUGCUUCUACUGGACUCUGAUAAUUAGUAAUAAGUGAAGAGAGAGAGACACUAAAAUGGGAAAUGGGAAACGCCUGCCAUCUUUACUGGGGCUGAGUUUGAUUGUGUUUUCUGCGAAUGAUGGGACUUGUUAGGUACCGGAGUGAGAAAGUAAUGGCAGAGAUAUGUAUAACCCAUUUUGUGGACCUUGGGAUUUAUGUAACCAGCUUUUUAAGUGUUUGGCUAUCAUCAAGCAAAGAGGUGUUUUUGUAGAGGUAUCUUUUGAGCUUGGUGAAUUCUCUUCUAAAGGGUAUUUUACAACUUUCGAUUCUGAGAGCAGUUUCACAAGGGGAUGGUUAAGGCAAUAUUUAUGGGCUUCCGAGGAAUCUUCCAAUGGGAUGAUGCUUUGUUGAUCAAUUUUCUUAUUACAUUUCUUGGCCUUCGUCUCCAUAGCUUGAGUUGUGAAUUGGGGCAGAUCUGAACUGGUAUUUGGUAUUUGCCUCCUAUUUAUGUUUUUCCUCUGAACCAGAUAUGGCCAUUGAUUACAUAUUGUGAAUUUUAAGUUUUUUGGAGAAUAGUAGGUGAAAUCAAUUUAUCCAACUUCUUUUAUCAGCCAUGGAGUGGAAUUCGAAACCUUCCUUGUUGUGGGACUUGGAGAACCUUUUUGAAUUCGACACAAAGGCAACUGAAAAUCCAAAGAAGCUACAAUUAACAGGCUGCAAUUUCGAAGGAGAUCGAGGAAUUAGCUCUGGAUCUCUCCAUUCACCUGGGGAUGGUGGGGGGAGUGCAGGUUCUGGCUCUGAUUUGGGGCAUGCUUCAUCAAGGAGCUCUAUUUCGGCUUCCAUCAAUUCUUCUUCAAUUGGGGAAAGCAAGACAUCCAAAUUCACUCUUGAUGGUUUUGAACCUUUUUCAAACGAGUUGAUGAGUAAAAAUGAAGCAAACAAAGCUCAACAACAUGGAUCUUCCCCGACACCUGAUAUUUCCACUGGUUCUGGUGAAGCGUUGCUCAGUCUAAAGUUGGGGAAGAGGAUGUACUUCAAAGACAUUUGUUCAGAAAAUAAUGUCAAACACUCUUCCCAUUCUGAAGUGUCGCCAUCUGCUGCAACAGUGAAGAGAAAUAAGUCCAGCUGCCAGGGUAACCUUUCCCCACCUCGCUGCCAAGUUGAAGGCUGUAACCUGGAUCUUUCAUCUGCUAAAGAUUACCAUAGGAAGCAUAGAAUUUGUGAAAACCAUUCCAAAUCUCCAAGGGUCAUAGUAGGUGGUGUGGAACGUCGGUUUUGCCAGCAGUGCAGCAGGUUCCAUGGUCUGUCUGAAUUUGAUGAGAAAAAAAGAAGCUGCCGCAGGCGUCUCUCUGAUCACAAUGCAAGGCGCCGUAAGCCUCAGCCAGAAGCGGUCCGGUUAAAUCCAGCGAGACUUUCUUCACUGUAUGAUGAGACACAGAAGAUGAGUCUUGUGUUUGACCAGCGGCUUUAUUCAAGGCAUGCAAAUGUAGCAUGGGAUGGCCCUGAUAGUUCCAAAUUCGGGCACACAAGGGAGUAUUUGUCGAGGCCUGCAAAAUCAGGAGCCGCAGCUGGACAGCUUCUUUUGCCCAACAAUGGUCAAAUGCCUAACAGUAUUACCAUGCUUUAUCAAGAUCCCAGUCGACUAACACCAAAUAAAGGCACAGCAACUGAGGUUCACCACACAGGCUUUGAAGAAACUGCCAUAUCUUCUGACCUGAACACAUCUCAGGAUCUUCAUCGUGCUCUCUCUCUUCUGUCAACUAGUUCGUGGGGUUCACGCGAGACAAAACCUGUUUCCCUUGAUACUCUCAACAACACUACAAACAAUAGCAGCAUGGUUCAAAAUGCAGUGCAUCCAAUUAGCCAAGGCUUACCCAUUGCUUCAGAGUACUGGCAAACUCAACACCACCAACCCACCAUUGAUGCUGCACCAUCACCUUUCUCACAUCAUCAGCGUAGUAAUGGCAGCAGCCAGUUUCAAGAUCUCCAUUUGUUCAAAGCUCCCACUGAGUCUGGAUUUUAUUCCUACCAGUUCAAUUAAACGUCUUCCUUCACCUAUCAAAACUUUCUAGUCGUACUUCCGUUUGUAGUCUAAUAAGGCCAAUGAUUUUUCAUGCUUUAUUCCUACCGUACAUAUAUCCUUACUCUUCUCUGCUCGUCGCCGUUUUCAAAAUAGUUCUGUGGUUUUUGUUGUUGUCCCUCCAACUUUUUCUUGCCAAGGCAUUAAUCUUUAUCACCCGGUGAAUUUGUCUUGCAAGUUAUGUUGCAUUGCAUUUAAGUUUUCUACCGUACUUGAGUAAUAGCAUUUAGUAUGCUCAUUAAUGUUACGAACCUAUUUAUUUCUUUUGUAAUUGCAUUUAUGUACUAGGGCCAAAUGGGUGAACAUGGCUUUACACUGCCUAAGUUGCCAAAUUUAACUUUGUAGUUGAGAUUAUCAAUGACAAUUGUUCAUUGUUGCCUUC